UUCACUGAACUAACUUUAAAACCCAGUUCUAAUACAAUGCACUUACACCACGCGUGCGUGUGUGUGUGUGUGAGAGACGAUUAUAUAUCUAAAAACACCGUAACACACAGGGAAAGGCUGAAAUAAGCGGUAAAAGAAAGUCAAAUAUAAACUUGCGUUGCGACGUCACACUUCCGACUUCCGUUGACGACGAGUCCGUCUAAACCUUGUUUCCGCUGCACGGUCGCCGUGUUAUCUCGCAGCGCGGGAACGUUCCACUGCGUGACUGACUGUGAGGAGGAUACGUUUUUGGGGGAACAAAAUAACAGACAGAUAUGGAUCCUCUGGAGGUCGAGUUCCUCGCCGAGAAGGAGACGGUGAAGAUUAUACCGAACUUCAGUCUGGACAAGAUUUAUUUGAUCGGGGGCGACCUGGGCCCCUUCAACCCUGGCCUGCCAGUGGAUGUUCCCGUGUGGCUCGCUCUGAACUUGAAACAGAGACAGAAGUGCAGAAUUGUUCCUCCUGAAUGGAUGGAUGUUGACAAACUGGAGGAGACACGAGAUCUGGAAAGGAAAGAAGACACUUUUACACCUGCUCCGAGUCCUUACUACAUGGAGCUGACCAAACUGCUGCUGAACCACGCGUCUGACAAUAUUCCUAAAGCAGACGAGAUCCGAACGCUGGUCAAAGACAUCUGGGACACGCGCAUCGCUAAACUCCGCCUGUCUGCUGACAGCUUCAUCAGUCAGCAGGAGGCUCACGCUCAGUUGGACAACCUGACUCUGAUGGAGAUCAACACCAUCCGGACGUUUCUUCUCGACUCUCUCAACUGCAUGUACAAACUGCGCUCCAACCUGCAGCCCGCCUCCAGUAAAGGACAGUACGCAGACUUUUGAUCCACUCGGUCAAAGCCCCAAAGGGGUUGUACUUCUCUGCUGGGGAAGGUGCUUAACUGUACAUAUUUAUAAGCUUUAUAUGCUUCUCUUGUUUGCAGUGUGCAUAUUUAAUGUGAUUUCAUUUAGGAUGUUCGAGCUACUGUGCUUUUGUAUGUUUCAAAAAUAAUAACAAAAUAAAUGUUUCCUUGUUGGUAG
Molecule: messenger RNA, 1070 nt
Organism: Solea solea (common sole)
Lineage: Eukaryota; Metazoa; Chordata; Actinopteri; Pleuronectiformes; Soleidae
Gene: gins2
Product: GINS complex subunit 2
Exons: 5
Coding region: 315-875 (186 amino acids)
Biological process (GO): DNA replication; double-strand break repair via break-induced replication
Cellular component (GO): GINS complex; nucleus
Source: RefSeq, a predicted model, not a curated record